Messenger RNA from Gadus macrocephalus (Pacific cod), 2327 nucleotides. It is a transcript of the gene aadat, whose product is annotated as aminoadipate aminotransferase. Gene Ontology annotation, biological process: biosynthetic process. The transcript is spliced from 14 exons. NCBI's taxonomy places the organism in Eukaryota, Metazoa, Chordata, Actinopteri, Gadiformes, Gadidae. Bases 186 to 1463 code for a protein of 425 amino acids. The record is from RefSeq and is a predicted model, not a curated record. Gene Ontology annotation, molecular function: L-kynurenine:2-oxoglutarate transaminase activity; pyridoxal phosphate binding.
UGUUGUACUGUACAUCAAUAGGAACGCUAUAUAGCAUUAGAUUAAAAACUAUAAAGACGCCGGAAAUGCAGUUUCUGGAGUGGCCACGCCGCGGUGUGGUGUGUGGUUGACCCAUGAUCACGUAAAGUGACCAACAAUCCGCUGAGCAUAGUGCCCUGCCCAGUGCCCAUACGGAAGGAACAACAAUGAAUUACUCCCGGUUUCUGACAGCAGUCAGCGCUGCUAGGAAGCCCUCCCCGAUCCGAUUGCUCACCGAGAUCCAGCAGCGCUCGCCCCCUUCAAUGAUCUCAUUGGCCGGUGGAGCCCCCAACCCCAACACCUUCCCCUUCCGCUCGGCCUCCUUCACCAUGAACGACGGCUCCACUUUUUCCUUCGACGAGUCGCUGAUGAAGAGGGCCUUGCAGUAUUCGGCCUCAAGCGGGAUCCCAGAGCUGGUGGCCUGGAUGAAGAAGCUUCAGCGGGACCUCCACAACCCGCCCAGCGUGAGCUACAGCCCGGAGAGGGGUCAGAUGGACCUGUGUGUCACCACGGGCAGCCAGGAGGGCCUCUGCAAGGUGUUUGAGAUGCUGGUGAACCCUGGGGACAACGUGCUGUUGGACGCGCCCACGUACUCUGGCACGCUGGCUGCGCUCCAGCCGCUGGGCUGCAACCUGAUCAACGUGGCGAGCGACGAGCACGGCAUGGUGCCGGCGGCCCUGAAGGAGGUGCUCUCCCGCUGGGACCCCGCCGAGGUGCACCAGCCGGGCAGCACGGCCCCCCGGCUCCUCUACACCAUCCCCAACGGGGGGAACCCCACCGGCGCCUCCAUGACCACGCAGCGCAAACAGGAAGUGUACGAGCUGGCCAGGCUGUACGACAUGCUCAUCAUCGAGGACGACCCCUACUUCUUCCUGCAGUUCGACAAGCCCUGGGCCCCCUCCCUCCUCUCCAUGGACGUGGACGCGCGGAUCAUACGCACCGACUCCUUCUCCAAGAUCCUGUCGUCGGGCCUGAGGAUAGGCUUCGUGACGGGGCCUGCGCCUCUGGUCAAAAGGGUGGAGCUCCACAUCCAGGCCUCCACCAUGCACACCAGCACCUUCACUCAGCUCAUGGUCUCUGAGCUGGUGCACAGCUGGGGCCAAGAGGGCUUCCUCAAGCACAUAGAUGGGGUCAUUGAGUUCUACAGCAAGCAGCGAGACGCCAUGAUGUCCUCAGCGGACAAGUGGCUGAAAGAUGUAGCGGAAUGGCACGCCCCCUCUGCAGGCAUGUUCCUGUGGAUCAAGCUGAAGGGCAUCGCCGACACCCAGCAGCUUAUCAUGGAGAAGGCCAUCGAGAAAGAGGUGUUAAUGGUUCCUGGGGGCGUGUUCAUGAUUGACAGCUCCAAGCCCUGCCCCUACGUGAGAGCGGCCUUCUCCCUCUCCACACCACAACAGAUAGACGAGGCCUUCAGGAGGCUGUCCCUGCUCAUCAGAGAGGCUCAGUGACGACCGAGGCCCACUGGGAGAGGAAGUACUCGUCCCUGGGGGGGCUGGGGAUCUAUUUCUGGCUGAUGAUGUUUGGUGUAAUGUAGCAUGGGCAAAGUGGUACAAUGACAACAAAACAUAUGGGAGAAGAGAAAGGGAUGUUCUUUUCACUGUUGUUGGGGUCCUGCUGUUAUUACACAGGAUUUUCUUGAAGGUUUUUUAAAGUAAACAAUGCGUGGCAUUGAUACGGCAGAAUGCCAUUGAUUAUGAAUGUGACUGUGUGAUUUGUGUGGUAAAGCUCAGUAUGUACGGGAGACCGUAUAGACCAAUACCAGUCAUUGAUAGCUGUAAGGAGGCGGGAUUUGUGGGAAUACGGUUUGGGGAUGUCUUUUUUUAUUGUUAACGUACACAAAAAUAAUCUCACUCGAGAUCUUAGCUAAUAAACUUCCUCUCGCAAACACUCGAGCAAUACACUACACUGUCAGAAAGGUAAACAAGUGUUGUAUCAUGUUUGUUUAUAACUCAGGAUUCCAUCUUGUCCUCUGAUAACAAUCGGACGCUUGUGACAAUCUAGCACUGUGUUUCUGAGAUGAAUUUAGGGGAAAACUAACACAUUUUAAUCAUCGCCCGGUUGGAAUCUUGGCAGUGUGGACAGAUAACACAGGACGACAUGUCCUUUGUGCUUUCAUUCACCCUUCUUGACAGAGCUCCUGAAAUACUCUUGCUCAGCCGAGAGGAAGGAUACCAUAGCCUCUAAAAUACUGAUGAAACGCCCAAACUCUACAACACAUGAAUUACCCAAUAAUAAUGAAUUGAAUACAUUGAAUGGCAUUAUGUCUGUGUACACUGCUGAUGAAUAAAAAAGAAAAGAAAAGUGAAUUUUGA